Molecule: messenger RNA, 1898 nt
Organism: Bufo bufo (common toad)
Lineage: Eukaryota; Metazoa; Chordata; Amphibia; Anura; Bufonidae
Product: NXPE family member 1-like
Exons: 7
Coding region: 240-1871 (543 amino acids)
Source: RefSeq, a predicted model, not a curated record
CUUUGAGAGCAUCUGCAAACAUUCCUGUACAUGAGUUCUACAGCCCUACACAACAGAAAUACAUGUCAAUUAUACAAGCAAAGUUGAUAAAAAAAAGACUUCUUUGUGAAAAGAGAUAAAGAAAUACUUCAAAAAUCCAGACCUCAGCCCCAGUAGGACUGUGUAGAAAACUGCACAAUAAUAUCAUCUUUCAAUCAUUGAUGAACUGAAACUUUGCUGUGGGACAGAAUUCUUCCAAUAUGACAGCCAAUCCGAACGUGACGUCUGAUAAUUGGAAGCAUAAGAUCUUUCUGGCUAUUACAUUCCUAACCAUCAUGUUCAUAAGUGUCUUAACACAUCACCAUUUCACACAGAUAUCACCUGCAAAAGUUUAUUUAUCUGAAUUGACCACGAAACCAGAUGUAAAGUCCAUAAGAAGAAUUACCCUAUUCGAAGAUGAGCUUCUUAUCCUCAACAAGGUAUCUCAAAUGAUCCAAACGGCGACCCUGAACCAUACAAAUUUUGCAUCAAGUGCUAAGAUGAGCAGAGCCACUAUUAUAAACCCAAGAAAGAAGUACUGCAUUGGAGACAAGUUAAUUAUUCAAAUUGAUAUGUUUGAUUACUUGGGUAAUAGGAAGACGUAUGGAGGUGACUUCAUAAAACCUAGAAUAUUUAACUCCAAAAUGAAUGCCGGAGCUUCGGGAGUAGUUGAAGACUUUAACAAUGGAACAUAUCACGUCAACUUUACUUUAUUUUGGGAAGGAAAAAUCUAUAUUUCUUUGAUACUUUACCAUUCUAGUGAGGCGGUUUCAGCUCUAUGGAGAGCCAGGGACAACGACUAUGACCUCAUAAACUUCGUAGGAACAUUUGUGAACAGAAGCCAGUCCGUUAAAAGUGAAUGUGGGUUCAAGGUAGAUUUGACAAAAGAAGUAUGUGAAUAUGGAUCCAUAAAAGACUCUGAGUCAUUUUAUUGCAUCAAACAGGACAAUUUCCCCUGUGGUUCUCUAAGUAUUCUCCAGUCUUUCAACAGAGCCAUUAGCUUCCUUAGAAACAUGGAGAAGCCGUUGUUUAACAGGGAAAAUGUAUCCAUUAAUAUUCAAGGAGAUUUUGAUUACAUUGAUGUAUCCACAUGUACAGAUCCAGCUCCAUCUAACUUAAGCACCUGUAGAAUUGGGAUGAAAUCUCCAUUUCCCAGUGGUUUUGCAUUCCAAAAUAAGUGGCAACCUGUCUUCUGUAAUAUCUCUGACUUUAGCACCGAAGAUAAGAUUUAUGCUUGUUUACAGAAUAAGCUGAUCUAUUUUUUGGGAGACUCAACAGUGCGACAAUGGUUUGAAUAUUUGGUAAACACACUAAAAGAAUUCAAGAACUUUAAUCUCUACCGUGCUGGUCUACCUUCAAAACAUUUUGCAGCACAUGAUAAAAGGAAUACAUUGCUGUUCUUUAAGAAGCAUAGUCACCCCUUUGUUGCAUCACAUUUCUAUGUCAUUAAAGAUGACUUUUACAUGAGUGAUGAAAUUGAUCACUUAGAAGGAGGUCCACACCAUGUGCUCGUCCUCUCACUUGGUCAACACUUCAGGCCCUUCCCAAUUCAGCUCUUCAUCAGGAGAGUUUUCAAUGUGCACAGAGCUGUGGAAAGACUCUUCUUAAGGAGUCCAGAUACAAAGGUCAUCAUCAAAGCUGAGAACACCCGAGAAAUCCGGGAUGCAGAGAGAUUGAGUGACUUUCACGGCUACAUCCAAUACCUGAUUGUAAAGGAAGUCUUCAAAGAUCUUCCGGUUGCUACAGUUGAUGCAUGGGAUAUGACAAUUGCCUUCAAUACAGAUAACGUCCAUCCACCGAUGACUGUAGUCAGGAACCAGAUAUACAUGUUCUUGUCAUAUAUUUGUUCUUAACAUAUUUAAAGGGCAUCUGUCUAUGAA